GUGUUUGGCAACACAAUCAUCACAAUUUAGCGUACAUUAUGUUGCCCGAAGACAAAUAUAUUCGGAAAGUGAUCCAAGGAUGCUCCGAACUGGGAGUGCAAGUCUCCGAGGAACUGGCAUCUGUAUUUUUUAAAUGCUGGUUGUUAAAUCCCACUGUGAAGAAUUUACAAAAACAGCCAUUAAAGAAUACAAUGGACAGAAUUAUAGACCAAUGUGUUCAUCGUUUAUCUGUUCAUAAGGACUCAGCCAUAUUAUGCAUUAAAAUGCAAUUACUCAUAGAACACGACUAUAAAAAUAGAGAAUUUAUCAUAAAUAAAGUUAAUGAAGAAAAUGAUCAAAAAAUUAGACCAUUAUUGAACGACAUUUUAGAUAACGUGGACCACACUGGCAACAAAAUGAGCACAUAUUAUAAAAAAAUAAUACAGUUCAUCAUUUUAUCCAACUAUAUGGGCGAUCCGACUUCACCAAUACUCAUUCAGGAAAUUUCUGAUACAUUAAAUAACGUUUUAAAUCAAACAAAAUCAUCAGAAUUUGAAAACCAAUUACAGUCUUUAAAAAUAAAUCAAUUGAAAGAAAUAUCAAACUUGAUAUGUGGCAUUUGGCUUUACAACAUGGACCGUAAAGAUAUUAGAGAAGAAACAUUGGAUAUGAUAGAUACACUUCCUAAUGCUGUUGAUUUGCUUCUAAAAAAUAUUGAUCAGGAGUUAAGAGAUAGUUAUAAGAAAGUGAUUAUGACAACUUCAUGGAUACUUCAAUGCUAUAAAGUGUACACCGAGAUUUUAGCUCCAAUAUUUGUUAUACGGAUAAAUUUUGCAACUGUUACAACAAAGAAACUGGACGAUUAUAAAACUGUAUUGGUAUUUUAUCUACAGUACCAGAAAAAUUUAGAAAUAAUCAAAAAAGAUUUAAAUAAAUUAAAAAUUGAAUUGCCCGUAUUACUCAUUAAAUUCAACACCACAUUGAAAGAAAUAAAACAAUUAAAACAUACAAAUGACUUUGGUGAGGAUACAAUCUGUCCAGAACUCAACAAUGUAACAAUUAUUUGGAGUGAAAUCAGAGGGAUUAUGAAUCACCUGAGCAUUACAUGUAAUUUAAUAUUGACCAUGAAACAAUUGACAAAUGAAAUUAAUAAUAUUAGUGAGGAUAUCAAUAAUAUGUCUAUCAUGGAUACAAUUCUAACAGAUACUGAAGAGCUGUAUACAAUUAUUGAAACAUAUCCAUUACAUCCUAUGUGUGAAUGGCAUCCACCUACAACCAGCACAGAUGAUAGAAGGAACUUAUUUGCAGAUGGAUAUUGUGUGGUCAUGAUAGUCGAAACCGAUGGAACAUUAAUAAAACAUGACAAAAGCUUAGGUGUAAUACAGUAUUCUGAUGAAUGGUUUGGUUUUGCGAGUAUUCAAGCAGCACUACAUUUUGGUACCAAACCAACAUACUAUUUGUACCACUUUUUAAACUUAGUGAGGUCUAAAACACAUUUAUUAUCAUUUUUCCACUUAUGUGAACAAAUGGCAGAAAUACAACACAAUUCCAAUGAACUGUAA
Molecule: messenger RNA, 1541 nt
Organism: Metopolophium dirhodum (rose-grain aphid)
Lineage: Eukaryota; Metazoa; Arthropoda; Insecta; Hemiptera; Aphididae
Exons: 10
Coding region: 39-1541 (500 amino acids)
Biological process (GO): regulation of cilium beat frequency
Cellular component (GO): axoneme; ciliary basal body
Source: RefSeq, a predicted model, not a curated record